Messenger RNA from Epithele typhae, 1617 nucleotides. RefSeq lists its product as uncharacterized. Bases 1 to 1617 code for a protein of 538 amino acids. The record is from RefSeq and is a predicted model, not a curated record. The transcript is spliced from 2 exons. Lineage: Eukaryota; Fungi; Basidiomycota; Agaricomycetes; Polyporales; Epitheliaceae.
AUGCACGAGUUGCUUCUCAACGACGAUAUUCUCUUGCCCAUCGUCGAGCUCCUCAAUAUCCCAGAAGGUCCACGUCCCACUCUCGUGGCGUUCUCUGAAGUAUGUCGCGGGUGGAACGAACUUGCUUCCGUAUUUCUCUGGAGUCAUCUUUCCACGAUGCGCCCUUUGUGGGGAUUGUUAGUGAGCAAAGACUUUACCCCGAGAUUGGGACAACAAAUGUCAGACUUCUGGCAGUCCACAGAUGCAAAAGAAACCGUAAAUUCUAUCGUUCAGAAUGACCCUGAUCAUUGGCGUCGCUUUCUCGAGCUAGCAUCACAUGUGCGAGAAGCUAUGCACAUGGCAAAUGACACCUGGGAGCUCAACCUCAUCCGGACCGUUUCAAGGUAUAACGGGAACAAGACUUUCUUGCCCUCCCUUCGGAGGCUGACAUGGAGACAUCAUUUAUCCUUCGACGCUACCCUCUUGUGCUUGUGUUCGCCAACCCUGACGUCUCUCGACAUCAUAAUUUCCAUGAACAACCUACUGGAUGUCUCCGAGCCCGGGCCUUCUCUUGAAACCACAAUGGAUGGUCUCUCGGAAGCAGCGCCUUCCCUUUACCGCCUCACCAUCUCCGGUACCGCGCGACAGACUUCGACGACGGUCCUGAAUCUCAGCAGGCUUUCCAACCUCCAGGAGCUCUGUCUCACCAAUCGGACAUUUGCGUUGGAUCCAAGCCACAUGCGCGCAAUUCUCGAAGGAAUAACAGGGAUCACCGUUCUCACGGCUCGGGUUAUCGCCUUCGACAUCCCAAACCUGCCUCAAAUCAACGCUCCGUCGUCUCUCAAACACAUCUGCAUCCUCCCUAGCCAUGCGCGCGAUAUCCUCCCCCUCAUCGCCUCUUUCAUCCACCCUCCCGCGCUCACCGCGCUCGAUGUCCACGCCGAAGACCAAACGUACGAUCACCGAAGCGUGGAGCUCGUCGAAGCCAUCGCUGCAGCCUCCUUCGCUCCCAACCUCCGUGCACUGUCCGUCGUGCUCGCGAGCGACUACGACCCAUCGCCGUCCACGGCCGGCGGAGGCAGCGCACUCCCCUCCUUCUCCGAGGCCAUCAUGCCGCUGCUCGCCCUUCACGCUCUCGAGGAGGUCCUCGUCCGGAUCGAGAACCGCGUCGUCGCGGUCGGGGACGCGGACCUUCGCGAGCUGGCCACCGCGUGGCCGCGCCUGACCAGCAUCGCGCUCAUGUGGCCGCCGGUCGGGCCCCGCGCGCAGCCGCCGGUCGCCGCGCUCCACCACUUCGCGACGCAUUGCCCGAUGUUGCGGAAGAUGUCCGUGACGAAGCUCGCGGUCGGGCGUAUCAGGCAGGGGCAGAUACUCGUGGGGAAGGAGACAGCCAUGACGGAGCAGCCAAAGGGAAGUCACCCCCUGGAGACUUUGAAGGUGAGGUUCGUGUCGGGCCACGAGGAGGACGGGAGUGAGGUCGCGCGGUUUGUGCAUCGCUUGUUUCCGAGUCUGGUUAUAUCGGAGGACGAUGGUCACGCAAACAGGAGGGUGUCGUUUGUCCCAUGGAGGUCGGAGGAAACCAACCUGAGAUGGCGUACCGUGGAACAGGAGAUCCUAUUGUACAGUGAUAAAAUCUGA